This is a messenger RNA of Cylicocyclus nassatus, 366 nucleotides long. The record is from the annotation of a GenBank genome assembly. NCBI's taxonomy places the organism in Eukaryota, Metazoa, Nematoda, Chromadorea, Rhabditida, Strongylidae.
AUGGUGAAGGCCCAUGACACCUACCACGACGUCCUGAAGGAACAUCUAAUGACCAGGAACGUUGGCCAGAGUACAUCGGUAGUCCCCAGUGCGACAGCACAGAAAGUGGUUCAGCAAGCUAUUGCAACUGCGCCACCGCCGUCGGAGGCCAAGGUAAAACCGCCUCAGGCUGAGCCUCAAUCGACGACGUCGAAUCCACAGCAGUCGAGUUUUCAACAGUCACUCGAUCAGACAGCUCAACUGCCAUCAGCAUCCACAGCACACUUCGAUCCGGAACCAAGAAGUUUCGCCAAUCUAGAGUCAAUCGGACAUACUGGAACAGAACCUGGAGCGAGUACAAAAGUGGUUUCAAUACGGAAGAAAUGA